AUGGUGCGAACGCUAAGUGUUUUGCUACUGGUGGUUGUUUGUUUGCGGGGUAUGAAUACUCAGAAUAAUGAAUCGAACGCCUCACAGUCGAGUUCGCCAACAGCAAGCAGCACAGCGAGCGUAAACACGUCCAGUGAUGCUUCGACAACCAGCUCCACAAUGACCACAGAAAGCAGCACAUCAACCGCAACUGUGUCCAGUGAGACAUCUGCACCCAGCUCCACGGUGACCGCACAAAGCAGCACACCCACUGCAACCGUGUCCAGUGAUGCUUCGACAACCAGCACCACAAUGACCGCACGAAGCAGCUCAGCGAGUGCAACCGCGUCCAGUGAGACACGUGCACCCAGCUCUACAAUGACCACACAAAAUGCAUCUACCACUAGUGGGUCCGUGCGGCUUCCGAUUCAAACAACCAGAUGUAUUUUGCUAUUCAUCUUCGGCGUUGCGUUCUUCUGA
Fasciola hepatica (liver fluke) is the source of this 459-nucleotide messenger RNA. The record is from the annotation of a GenBank genome assembly. Lineage: Eukaryota; Metazoa; Platyhelminthes; Trematoda; Plagiorchiida; Fasciolidae.